This is a messenger RNA of Monoraphidium neglectum, 289 nucleotides long. RefSeq lists its product as hypothetical. The transcript has a single exon. Lineage: Eukaryota; Viridiplantae; Chlorophyta; Chlorophyceae; Sphaeropleales; Selenastraceae. The record is from RefSeq and is a predicted model, not a curated record. The annotation marks the transcript as partial.
AUGGGCUUCGCCCUGUGCAGCCAACCGGCGGCGUAUGGGCGUUCUAGGCACCCUGGCCCGGCAUAUGGCUGCGUGGCCCCCGCAGUGGCUGCGCUCUCACGCGCCACGGUCGCGCCACGUCGCCGUGUGACUGCGCCCGCGCCCGCUGGCGCCGCCGCCGCGCAGCCCGGGACAGAGACGCGGAUGAGCCGCAGCUGCGUCGCACGUGCGGGCGCCGUGCAGGACGCGCCCACUGGCUCCGGCGCCGGCGGGGCGGCGGGCGCGCUGCCGCCGCUGCCCCCCCUGGAUG